UAGCCAAUCUCCUUCGGAGGCACCCAAAGCGCCAUCGACUUCUAAAGUGCUCGAGGCUCGAGUGCAGCCCCUACUGCUUGGUCUCCUGAUGCAUUGCGAUAGGCAGACCCACCCUUCCCAUCCUCUCUCACCCCCCAUUGUGCUCAUGGACCGCGCCAAUACCAACUCAACGAGCAGACUUCUCACACCAAGGCGGCCGUGAUCGCUUGGAGAUUCACUUGACCCAAGACGAGCUCGACAUGGUGGACAGUGGGAAGUGGCAGGCUGAGAUCAUUAAGUGCGUCCUUUGCCGACACCCGCGCCCAUGCCCUACGAGUGCAUGCCGCAUCGCACACAUACUUACGUCUCUCUUUUUCUCAGUGCCUGGCGCCCAUUGAAGACGGUCAAGAUCGCUCCGCUCGUCGUCACGGACCGCCGCUCUGUCCUGCGCGAUGACCUGAUCGAAUGCCAUCAAGUGAUGCCGGACCGCGUGGUGAAGAACUUGUACCUCAAGCAUCGACCCUACCGCCAGUGAUAUUUCUUUUCGGACCAGACCCCGGACGACAUGGCACUAUUCAAGUCGUGGACCUCGACUCGUGGCCGUGGUUGGCUCAUGGUGCUGCAAUGCAUUUCCCGGAAGGCGAGGACCAACCGAGAGAGAGCAUCGAGGUGCGGAUGAUUGUAUUGAAGGCGACCCGUGUUUGAAUUGUGAAUUUUCCC
Molecule: messenger RNA, 699 nt
Organism: Lindgomyces ingoldianus
Lineage: Eukaryota; Fungi; Ascomycota; Dothideomycetes; Pleosporales; Lindgomycetaceae
Exons: 2
Coding region: 305-514 (69 amino acids)
Source: RefSeq, a predicted model, not a curated record